This is a messenger RNA of Drosophila ananassae, 2803 nucleotides long. RefSeq names its product poly(ADP-ribose) glycohydrolase (gene Parg). Gene Ontology annotation, biological process: nucleotide-sugar metabolic process; ATP generation from poly-ADP-D-ribose; carbohydrate metabolic process. Gene Ontology annotation, molecular function: poly(ADP-ribose) glycohydrolase activity. The record is from RefSeq and is a predicted model, not a curated record. Gene Ontology annotation, cellular component: cytoplasm; nucleus. The coding region runs from base 9 to 2450 and encodes 813 amino acids. The transcript has 2 exons. Lineage: Eukaryota; Metazoa; Arthropoda; Insecta; Diptera; Drosophilidae.
AAAACCAAAUGACAUCUCUAGUGCGCUCGCCCACCUGCUUUGUGGUCACACUGGCCCGCCACAGUUUGCAAAUUUGUUGUAGGCGGAACAUAAAUACAAAAACAAGAACAGCUCCCAGCGCGUGCAGCACAAUUUUGCGGACAUUCGGCGAGGUCUUCCGGUCGUCGGCGUUCAGCUGCAGGUUUUUGGCGUCGCUGACCCCCAAGCCGGGCGAGUUGGGUUGGAGAAGGAGGGACAAGAUGUCAGAGCCACCGGAUGGUGGCAACAGGAAAGCGGAGGAGAAGCCGGAGAGCAAAUCAGAAAAUCCUUCCGAGUCCGAGGGGGAGAGGAGCUCCACAUGCUCACCGGAGCAAACGUGGCGCGGACAGCCGAUAGAAGCCAUACACCGGGGACUGCACCUCUUUCAACUGGAGCACCUGGGACCGGUGACGCCCAGCAAUCACCACAGAGUUCUCUACCAAACACCCAUCCGCGAGCCCCCAGAUCAGCCACCACGCCCGCACAAGGCCCCUGGCAAAUGGGACUCGGAGCAUGUGCGCUUGCCGUGCGCCCCGGAGAGUAAAUAUCCGCGGGAAAAUGAUGACGGCACCACCACCAUCGACUCCCGCUGGGAGAUGAUCGAACGCGCCCUGCUCCAGCCCAUUGAAACCAGCGAGGAGCUCCAGGCAGCCAUACUCUCGUAUAAUACCACCUACCGGGGCCAGUGGGAGUUCAGGGCGCUGCAUCAGUUGCUGGAGGAGGAGCUGGACGAGAGCGAGUCGCGGGUGUUCUUCGAGGAUCUGUUGCCGCGUAUUAUACGGCUGGCUCUGCGACUGCCGGACUUGAUUCAGGCCCCAGUCCCGCUUCUCAAGCAGCAUCACACGGCCUCGCUGACGCUGAGCCAGCAGCAGAUCGCCUGCCUCCUGGCCAAUGCCUUCCUGUGCACCUUUCCACGCCGGAACACGCUCAAACGGAAGUCGGAGUACAGCACUUUUCCGGAUAUUAACUUUAACAGACUCUAUCAGUCCUCGGGACCGGCGGUACUGGAGAAGCUCAAAUGCAUUAUGCACUAUUUCCGGAGGGUCUGUCCCACGGAGAGGGACGCCAGCAACGUGCCCUCCGGCUGCGUGACAUUUGCCCGGCGGAGCGGCAAGCCGGAGAACCAGGUGGACUGGAGCCAGAGCGCUGCGCCGUUGGGAUCGGUACCUCUGCACGUGGACGCCGCGGGAACGAUCGAGGACGAAGGCGUGGGACUGCUGCAGGUGGACUUUGCCAACAAAUAUCUGGGCGGAGGUGUACUGGGUCACGGUUGCGUCCAGGAGGAGAUCCGGUUCGUCAUUUGUCCGGAGCUGCUGGUGGGGAAACUCUUCACGGAGUGUUUGCGGCCCUUCGAGGCCCUCGUCAUGUUUGGAGCGGAACGGUACAGCAACUACACGGGCUAUGCUGGAACGUUCGCCUGGUCGGGCAACUACGAGGAUGCCACGCCGAGGGAUGCCUCGCGACGUCGUCAAACGGCGAUAGUGGCCAUUGAUGCUCUGCACUUUGCCCAGGCGGAGCAUCAGUACCGCGAGGACUUGAUGGAGCGGGAGCUGAACAAGGCGUACAUUGGAUUCGUGAACUGGGUGGUGACGCCGCCGCCGGGAGUGGCCACCGGCAACUGGGGCUGUGGUGCCUUCGGCGGCGAUCCCUACCUAAAGGCCGUGCUCCAGCUGAUGGUCUGCGCCCAGCUGGGGAGGCCCCUGGCCUACUACACCUUCGGCAAUUGCCAGCUGAGGGAUGACUUCCAUGAGAUGUGGCAGUUCUUCAGGAGCUCCAACGCCACCGUCCAGCAAGUGUGGAGUGUUCUGAGGAGCUACGUCCAGGCCAGGGAUCAGAAGAGUAUCAAGCCGAGUAAAAUGAGGCUCUACGAGUUCAUAAAGCAGGAACUGAAAAAGGGAGGAUCAUCCGGAGGAGGAGGCUCCACUGGCGGAGCAGCAGCUGGCGCGGGAGCUGUAGCGGCAGCAGCGAGUGCAACGCCUUCCGGAUCCCAGGCUUCGGGUACCAAGAAGAAGAAAACCCCUCCGUCAGUAGCCAGCAACCAAGCAAGGAACCUAGCAAGCGGUAACCAACAAAGUCCCGACAUUUUCGCUUCCCAGUCGUCUCAAGACAACUCCAACUCGUCCCAGGAUCAAGUGGCCCUUCUGCUGUCCGACGACGAGGAGGCCAAUGCCAUGAUGAUGGCCGCCAGCUUGGAGGCGAAAGCCAGCGAUGAACCAGGAACGCCGGCCAAAGCCAACAACGCCAAAGGUGGAGGAGCACCUGGUGGAGCAACUCGCCAGCUGACGCUCCUGGAAAUGCUGGACACGCACUACGAACAGGGUCAGGCCUCGAAGCGGCCGCGCCCCUCGCCCAACUGCCCGAAGGCCGGCGGCCAGGGGCCCGCGAAGAGUCGCAAGGAGAACGACGAGGAUGUGGAGGCCAGCGGCAAGUAGCUGGACUCGGGACUAAGUGAUAUUAAUGUAAAGGAUUUUAACUAAAGUAGUGCGACGGCGAGCGGGGAGGCAGUUGGUCCUUGAAAUUGUUACUUAUUUUUGAAUUUCCGAAUUAACCUUCCCUAGGAACUUAGUUUAAUUUUAUUUUUUUUUUUGGAUUUAGAAACCUAGCUAAAAUUGUUAAUUAAAAUGUAAUUACCAAAGUAAUUUUUUUUUUUUAAUACAAAUGUACUAACUAAGUAUAAUUGUUGUAACCUAAGUUAAGCUCAAAUAUUAAAUCUAUAACCAAUGUGUAGCCUAAGCUCCAAAUAUUAUAUCAGACUUAUAAAUGGAAUUUGAACUUUCUACCAUUA